Messenger RNA from Rotaria sp. Silwood1, 510 nucleotides. The record is from the annotation of a GenBank genome assembly. Lineage: Eukaryota; Metazoa; Rotifera; Eurotatoria; Philodinida; Philodinidae.
AUGAAAGAAGUUAGUAAAAUGUCUUUGAUUGUUUUAGUUGGUUCUCAACGUGGUAAAUAUACAGCAAGUGGUGGUCGUGUUCAACAUAUGACAGGUUUGAAAAUAAAUAAAUCUUUAUUAGCACUUAGAGAGUGUAUACGUGCAUUGAGUCGUGAUGAUGGUAGUCAUGUACCAUGUCGUCAUUCAACAUUAACAAAAGUAUUAAGAAAUUCAUUUAUUGGUGAUAAAUCUGAAGUUUUUUUACCUAUUGAUGAUGAUAAAGAAAAUCGAUGUCGUCAUCAUCUAUAUCAUCGUGAUGGUUCUGUAUCAUCAAAUGAUAGCACAAGUUCAUCAUCUAAUGAUCUUCGAGUUGAUGAUGAACAAGAUGAAGCAUCAUCAUCUUUAUAUGCAGCACAAGUUGAACAUUUACAAGAUUAUGAAGAAGCUUUAUUUGAUUCUUGUCGAGAUAUUUUAAUCAAUAAAGAAGCAACACUUACAAAACAAUUACGUAAAAUUGUUAAACAAGUAUAA